AUGGUUGGCAUACCGAAAAGCAACAGGUGCGACUUUUGCAGACGGAGGAAGACUAAGUGCGACGAGAACUGGCCGAUCUGUGGAACCUGUAGCAAAGCAGGCAAGAAAUGUUCGGGUCCUUCUAAGCAUGUCAAGUUUGUGUACAACGGGAAGCACACUCGACGAAGUACCCAAUGGGGAGACAUAUCCCAAGAGGAAACCGACGCAUAUUCAACAGAUGAACUAUCAGUACCAGCGUUAAGUACUACUGCGAAGACAAGCUUGUUGAAUCUUAGAAACAAAACUAUGGCAAGCGGCGCAAUAUUUUCAAAACUAAGGAUAUAUACUCGAAAGCCACAAAUACCAAAGAAACUUCCAGGGACCCGAUUCGAUUUAUUGGGAGGUAAGGUAGUGAUGUAUUUAAAAUCUAGCGAGGGGACGGGGUAUAGCCUCAGCACGUGGCUCAGUACGUUGGGAUACGUACCGCCCCUACUCGAGGGAAACGAGGCCUUGUUCGACGCAACUAACCUGCUGCUAUCCACAUGGAUAAAACUUUGCCAAGGGGCAGAUAGAAAUGAAUUGUUUGAUCUGUCGUCUUACAAUCGUGCCCUUCAAAGCCUGCAGAAGGUUCUCAACGAUACCCAUGAACAGACGUCGAAUGCCACACUAGCUGCGACGAUUUAUCUCCAGACCACCGAAUACAUAUUUGAUUAUGCAGGAAGUGUUAAUCAAAUAUCCCACUCCAACGGUAUCUACUCUAUCCUAAUGCAAAGGGGCCCACCGAAACACGGAGACCACCUUGGAGCCCAGCUCAUGCUUGAUGCCUUUGCCUACAUGUUCAGUCUGGUAAUAGCGGGUAAAAUCGAAAACUUCUACGCGUAUCCUGCAUGGGCGCAGGUCAUUAUGAACUUCUUUGAUCAGUGGAAGACCCGAACGCCAUGGGUUGUUGAAGUAGCCAAAUUGCUCAUCCAAGCAAUGAACCUUGCGGAUACCAUCAACCGAUUUACUAAGAUCUGGGACGCACCAUCAUACCUACGAGACGAACAGGAAAUUGAGGAUCUUUCUGCAGUCGUCGACGAUCUCAGUACGCACUUUAGGGGGUUCGAUGAGUCUACCAUAGAGCCCCUUCUUCAGCGCAAUCUGAUUUACGAGGUCUCAGAUACGGAGUCGCCCUUGGGAACGAGAUACGAAUUUCCCAACGGGACGACGGCUCUACACUUCGCUAACGUGAACUCAUUUAAUAUCGUGAUCAACCGGAUGCGACAGGAGUUAAAUAAGAUGCGGGGCUUCGACGACUCGACAAUAGAAGCGGAAUGCUUCGAAUGGAGUAGCAGGAUCUGGCGAACUUGCCAAUACGGCCUUUCCUUGAGACCGCUCUGCGCUGUGACGUUUAACGACCCAGUCCGCGUGUCGUAUCUGGCCGGGGGAGAGGCGGAGCGCGAAUAUCUCCUUAAGUUUCUGAGGGAAGCGAACAAGUUCCGAAAACAACCUACAAAUGAGUGGGUGGAGGAAUCCAUUGGUUCACAUGCAUGGCUAUUAAUGGGGCAAUAG
Molecule: messenger RNA, 1530 nt
Organism: Annulohypoxylon truncatum
Lineage: Eukaryota; Fungi; Ascomycota; Sordariomycetes; Xylariales; Hypoxylaceae
Exons: 4
Coding region: 1-1530 (509 amino acids)
Biological process (GO): regulation of DNA-templated transcription
Molecular function (GO): DNA-binding transcription factor activity, RNA polymerase II-specific; zinc ion binding
Source: RefSeq, a predicted model, not a curated record